AUGCCGAACCCUUCCCUUACGCGUAUUGCCCAACUCGCUGCCACCAUCACGGCCGAGGUCGCCAGGAUUGACGGCAUUCUCGCCGCCCAUGGUCUCCCCUCGCCGUCGCUCGACGAAGAUGCGCCGCCCGCUCUGCCAGACGAGGCCGCAGAUGCCCAGGACGCCGUGCUCGAUGCUGCCGCCGAGCUCAAUGACCUGCUCCGGGAGCCCCUAAGCGCCAUCUACGAACAUGGCGGACACAACAACAACGUCUGCCUCCAGACCAUCGCGCGCUUCCACAUCAGCGCCAUGGUGCCGGCGGGCGGGCGCGUGUCAUAUGCGGACCUGGCCGCGCGCACGGCACUGCCCGAGCAGGUGCUCCGCCGGCUGCUGCGUCACGCCAUGACCAUGCACGUCUUCCGCGAGCCCGAGCCCGGGAUGGUCGCCCACACGCGCGCGUCCAAGGCCCUGGCCGACCCGGCCAUGAACGCCUGGCUGCGCAUUGGCACCGAGGAAAUGUGGCCUGCAGCCGUCAGGAUGCUCGACGCGCUGCAGAAGUGGCCCGGCUCGUCAGAGCCCAAUGAGACGGGCUUCUCCCUCGGCCACAACACGUCCGAGUCCAUCUACGGUGUCAUCGGUGGCGGCGGGCCCGAGCUGGCCGUACGGUUCGCGACAGCCAUGGCCGUGUACGCGUCACGGCCCGAGUACUCGCCGGCGUUCAUCGUCGACCACUACGACUGGGCCGCGCUGGGGCCGGACACGCGCGUCGUCGACGUCGGCGGCGCGCAGGGCCACGUCGCCAUGGCGCUCGCGCACGGCCACGCCAACCUCGCCAGCGUGCUCGUGCAGGACAUGGCCGUCGUCGUGGCCGGCGCCGACGCCGGCGUGCCUGCUGCUCUCAAGUCCAGGAUCGCCUUCAUGCCCCACGACCUGCUCGCGCCCCAGACCGUCGUGGCCGACGUGUACUACUUCCGCUGGAUCCUGCACAACUGGUCCGACAAGCACUGCGUGCUCAUCCUCCGCGCCCAGAUCCCCGUGCUCAAGCCCGGGGCGAGGAUUAUUAUCCAGGAGACGUGCAUGCCCGAGCCCGGUGCCGUGCCGCGAUGGAAGGAGAAGGCGCUGAGAAUGAACGACAUCAACAUGGGUGCCGUCUUUAACGCGCGCGAGAGGACCGUGGGCGAAUGGCGCGACUUGCUUGCUGAGGCUGACCCGCGCUUUGUUCUAAAGGCCGUCACGGAGCCCAAGGGUUCGGCCUUGGGCAUUCUCGAGGUGGUGUGGAGUGCGACAGACUAG
Molecule: messenger RNA, 1272 nt
Organism: Lasiosphaeria miniovina
Lineage: Eukaryota; Fungi; Ascomycota; Sordariomycetes; Sordariales; Lasiosphaeriaceae
Product: S-adenosyl-L-methionine-dependent methyltransferase
Exons: 5
Coding region: 1-1272 (423 amino acids)
Molecular function (GO): O-methyltransferase activity
Source: RefSeq, a predicted model, not a curated record